This is a messenger RNA of Phaedon cochleariae (mustard beetle), 903 nucleotides long. NCBI's taxonomy places the organism in Eukaryota, Metazoa, Arthropoda, Insecta, Coleoptera, Chrysomelidae. The record is from the annotation of a GenBank genome assembly.
GGGACAUUAGACGCCGCCUGCAUCUGUCACUUUCAAGAAAUUAAAAAUUGAGGUUAUCCGACUCCCGAGUCUGGUUUUCUGUUAGUAUUUAUCAUAAUGUCAAAGAGAUUACUUAAUGCUCUGGAAUAUCCACAAGUAGACUCUCUAGAUCUGAAUGAUGAAAAUACCUUCAGGAAGGUAAUAGCUUGGACAGAAAUGAAUAGAAUCCAGAGAGCACCUCCAAAUAUAGUGAACAUACUCAAAAAUAUCAAUGCAAGAGACUGGCAGGAAGUAUACACAGAUUACAAAGAUCGUAUGGGAUGUCCUGCUCUGAGUAGCAAACUUGAGGAACUGCAUUGGCUGUUAGGAUAUGCUGUUCAAUUAGAAACUCAAAAAAAUAGAAAUGUAUAUUUGAAACAUGCUGUUGAGAACUUACAAAGUACCAAUGUAGUGCCAUCUGUUGUUGCUGAGAAUCUUUUGGACAAGCUGGACUUUAGAUGCAAAGAGUUUGCAGAUGGUAUCAAUGAACUGGCAAAAACAUUGAAAACUGCACCUCAUCCAGAUCCUUUUGUGACACUGAAAGCUGUUAGAAAAGUUAUCACUAAAAGAUUGGCCCCAGAUUGUGUAGCAAACCCACAAAAUUACAUUCUGACAGGUACUCCUUUCCCAAUUCAAGAUGCAGAUCUGGGUUUUGAUUUGAACAAUGCCACCCUGAAUCAGGCAGCAAAGAUUUUGCGGAUGCUGUACAUUCAGGACUUGAGAGAUUUGCAGACAAAAGCCAAUGAGCUCAUAGUAGCUGUGCAAGGUGUAACUGCUAAUCCAAAAACUGACACAAAAUUGGGACAAGUUGGAUACUAAUCUCAAAUGAACAAUGACUGUAUUUGCCUAGAUUUAAGCACUGUGAUUAAAUAAAUCAUACUGAUA